UUGGUUGCCAGAUUUCAAUUCAACAAAGCAAAACCACCACCACCAACAAACGGCCAAACCAAACGUGUACAAACCAAAACCCCCCAGUCCCACACACACGCACACUCCUUUUCCCCCAAAUUCUCACUUCUCCAACAUUUCUUCUUCUGCGUUUUAGUGCUUAUCCCACAGCCAGAUCUGCCAUCGAGAUACCUCACCAUGUGGCGCUCUCUCUGGCGAUCCAUCGAUCGCUUUUCGCUCCAACACUUCAAAUAUGUAAUCAAUGAACUGCGAGGGAUCAAAGUUGUACAUAAGCAUAACAGGGAAUUGGUAAUAGAUUUACUGCAGUCUAUAGUUGAGAUAGUCACGUAUGGCGAUAGACAAGAUCCGAUGAUAUUCGAAUGUUUCAUGGAAUACCAAGUUUUAGCCGAAUUUGUUCGUGUGCUAAAAAUUGGCAAAAAUGCAAGGAUCGAGGCACCAUUACUACAGUACCUAAGCAUAAUGAUUCAAAAUAUGGAUAGUGAGCAUGCAAUAUAUUACUGUUUAAGCAAUGAUUACAUUAAUAGCAUCAUAGAACAUCAGUACGAAUUUGAUGGGGGAGAUCUAGCUCCAUAUUAUGUAUCAUUUUUAAGGGCAGUGAGCAGCAAAAUAAACAGAGACACACUUUGCCUUCUUGUGAAGGUUCAUGGGGAUGCUGUAGUCUCAUUUCCCCUGUAUAAUGAAGCUCUUAAGUUUGCUCGGCAUGGGGAAAAGAUGAUUCAGACAGCUGUACGUGCAUUAACUCUCAACAUAUACAAUGUGAGCGAUGAUAUGGUCUAUCAAUUUAUAACAACUCCUCCAGUCUCCAAUUACUUCUCAGACUUGGUUUGUAGAUUGAAGGAGCAAUGCGUUCAUCUAGACACCCUUCUACAUUCUAAAGAGGAAACAUCCACUCGUGAGAGGAGAAAUGAACUAGUUCUAGAAACUGAUAAAAUUGUAGAUGAUAUUUACUACUUGAAAGACAUACUAAGUGUCGGCGAGUAUCGUUUGAAUAGAUUAAUCUCACAAAAUCUUUUCAGCUUGCUUGUUUUUCCUACAUUGCUUCCAUUACUGCAGUUAAGGCAGAAUGAUGGUUCAAAUAUAUCAUCAGUCACUUCUCUGUACAUAGUUUCUCGUCUUCUUCAAGUUGUCGAUGGAAAAAGCAUGGUAAAUGCUGUGGCUGGUGUUAUUCUAUAUCCUUAUAUGACCUUAAGUGUGGGAGAUGCUAUGAAAGGGGACACAGUUGAUGGCGUUUGUAAUGCUAGUUCAUUUCUAGACCAUUUGAAUGAUAUGGAAAAGAGGGUAUGCUCUGGUCCCGAGUCUGAAGGAGCAGAAAACAUCAAAAGAAACAAUUUGUUUGGGCAUUUGGCAGAGUACUUAUCAUCUAAUUCUCAAUUGAUAAGUGGCCUUCAGAAUGAUGACUGUGUAGAAAGGGGUGGGGUACUUGCACAUAUUUUUGCCGACAAUAAUCACAGUCUGCUGCUAGCAUCUCUAUUUUUAUUGCUCAUUUUAGCAGAAAGUAAAGAUCUUGAUUAUUUGCUAGCUUCAAUGAUUGGGUUAAGCAGAAUUCAGGAUAUAGUGAAUCAUGACUUGUCAGCUUCACAAGUAGUGGAUGGAAGUCUUUUUGUGAAAUUUAUGCCCCAGAUUUUAAAUGCAUUGUUGAAGAUUUUAGCAAGCCAACCACCGUUGUCUGUACUGAUACAAUGGCAUACAGGGUGGUUCUUGCGGAAGCUACUGAUUUCUCAGAUUUCUCAAGGGAAGACGGUGAAUGAUCUUAACUUUCACCUAUUCAAUACUUCAUAUGAGCAGUCUCGUGAACGCCUUCGUAAAGAACUUGAUGGAUGCUGGUUUGAUUAUAUCCCGGAUACUCUCAGAAAUGAAUGGCUAAGCUGUAAAACAGCUCUUGAGGAAUCAUCCCAAUUUAAAGAUCCCUUUUUUGCGUUAGAGAUUGCUGUCUGCCAACAAGAUACUGAUGGUGAUGCCACUACUGUUUCUGCUUGGCAAAGGAUGGUAGAAGCUGUGAAGGUUUUCAUUCUCCAUCUUCAGCUUAAGGCUGUUAUUUUCAAAGGAAGCUUGCUUGAAAAACCUGUGCUGAACAUGCCGAAUGGUCCAACUGCUGAUUCUGGAAGAGGUCAUGCUUCGGAUACCCCAUCUGCAAGCUUUGGAUCGGAUGUUUCUUUAGGCUCUGGAAUCCCUUGCAGAAUAGCAUUUUCCAAUGCAGGAAUCAGGGAUAUCUACCUGAUUCCAGUGGCAAGGGAAACAACUGGAAAAUUGCUUCUCACAGAGAAACAUCCCUUCCGCAGUCAACGAGGAGUUGUUAUUGCUAUUGCUCCAUUGGCUGGCUUGAGUCCGAAGAUAGACAACGACCAUCCUUCAUGGUUGCAUCUCCGAAUCAGAGAGUUUGACCCAAAAUUCAAUACAAGUAAAGCUAGAAGCAACCACUUGAAGAUGUCCAAUCAUGUUGCAGAUGGGAAAUGGACACUAGGUUUUCCCACUGCAAAAGCUUGUGAGGCAGCUCGGUUGUUGAUACUCGAGGAAACUAGUAAACAAAGAUCCUUUGUGGAAAGCAUACUUGCUCCACUACUUCAGGAUGAUUAUCUUGGAAAUUUAUCAGAUGUUGAAGAUGAGUGAAACUCACAUACGAGGUGUUGUAGCUUAGCUUACAGUUUUGUUAUUUUGUUUUUGUGACAUAGAUAGGACGGCUCUGCACAGUAGUGGUUUCUGUCAUCAAAUGCAUUAGUAGCUCCAUAAAGACACUGUCCAUUAUUUUGUGUUAUAUUUUUAAGCAUGUAGUAGUCGAUUUCAAUGUAAGAUACAGAGAUAAUAGAAAUAUGUCCAAGUAACUUUCUAGCAGAAGGGAAACCAAAAAGGUGUCUUGUACUUAUUUUGUGUGCUUUAUAAAGUAUUGAGACCUGAAACGAGUAAA
This is a messenger RNA of Quercus robur (English oak), 2923 nucleotides long. RefSeq names its product protein TRANSPARENT TESTA 9-like. The transcript is spliced from 20 exons. The record is from RefSeq and is a predicted model, not a curated record. NCBI's taxonomy places the organism in Eukaryota, Viridiplantae, Streptophyta, Magnoliopsida, Fagales, Fagaceae. Gene Ontology annotation, biological process: regulation of autophagosome maturation; endosome to lysosome transport; endosomal transport. Bases 199 to 2628 code for a protein of 809 amino acids. Gene Ontology annotation, cellular component: late endosome; endolysosome membrane.